CCUUACUCGGAUGAGAUGUUUUGGACUAUAAAUGUUGGGAUGAUGGCUUAUAAACUGUCGAUGGGGAUUGUCUCCCUUUGCAUUUUAGCUUCACUGUUGGAAUCAACAAUAACUGCCAGACCAAGCGUGAGUGUCAAACCCCUUGGUGGUUCAAGAUAUCUAGUUAUCUACGAGAUAGAUUCAGCUAAUCAGGAACCUACAUCUGCAGAAGCAACUGUCAUCAAUUCCAGUGUAGUGGAGUUCACAGCUACAGUUGGGUCCCAUGAAUUUCAUCAUGUAUCGGAUCCAGAACCAGCAGGGAUAAGGAUUAUAGAACAGAGACCCGUUGCAGAUACCUACCGGGUGAAGGUGGAAUGUCCGGUCGACCCUACUGACAAGUUCCAUUGAAUUUAAAAUCUACUUGUUAGUCAUUGGUUGAUUAUUAGAAUCAUGUGCACGCUGUAAUCGAUGGAUUUUGCCUUUUACACUAACCACUAGGACUACAGAAUAUUUCCAUGGAUUACUUGUUAGUUAGUUGUGGAUUACCAGAAUACACUCUAAAUCUUUUAUUUUACCUUUACCAAUAGUAAUAGAACUACCGAAUAUAUCCAAUGAGUUCAUGGAUUACUUGUUAAAUGUCAGUUUACAUGCAGUAACUGACGGAUUGUGUCUUUCUAAAUAAAAAAGAUCAAUAGGACUACAGAAUAUUUCGUAUGAGUUUAGGGAUUAACUGUUUGUGGUUAAAUUGUUAAUUAAGAAAUAGGACUAACCAAUAUGUUAUGAGUCCAUGGACUACUUAAUAAUUCUUUGUGCAUUACUAGAAUAAUGAGUACGUUGUGACGUUGGAUUUUACCUUUCUCAACAAUCACUGGGACUAGUUUACAUAUUUAUAUCCUGUAAGUGGAGUUUGGAAUAUACUCUUUUAGACGUGGUGUUUGCCUUAUUCGUCUAUACUCCAUUGUCUGACUGAAAAAGCAUCCGACUAAUGGGAAUAACUUUUAUUUUCAAUUAGCAAUUAAAAAAAUAAUAAAAACGUGCACGUCGAAGGUGUCCUCCCAUAAGAAC
Messenger RNA from Haliotis rubra (blacklip abalone), 1044 nucleotides. RefSeq lists its product as uncharacterized. The record is from RefSeq and is a predicted model, not a curated record. The coding region runs from base 16 to 387 and encodes 123 amino acids. Lineage: Eukaryota; Metazoa; Mollusca; Gastropoda; Lepetellida; Haliotidae. The transcript has 5 exons.